GUUACUCCCAAGGAGCUAAUUCGGUUUGUUUACUCCCAACUGCUAACUCUGUUUUGUUACCCCCAACUGCUAAUUCGGUUUGUUUACUCCCCCUCUGUUAACAUUUUAAGGCGCAUGCCAAUACCCCCCAGCAGAAGAAAACCCAUUUGUUCAUCCCAUAAAUGUGUAGAGUAAUAUCUUGACUGUUUUUUUUUUUUUUUUUGUUUUUGUUUUUUUUUGUUUCCCGUUUGUGGAUCGGUGGACGUUUCAGCGGUUGAGAAGUUCCUCAGUGGAAACCUUUCCCCGAGGCGAGAAAGCAACUGGAAGGUUUCCCCGGUUGGAGGUUACCCACACUGACGGGAGUAUUGCCCACCCUUAGUGCCACCAUGGAUGGGGGAGAGAAGGAAGCGCGCAUCAGCUACCAUGAGUACAAAAAAAGGCUGAAGAAACUCACGGAGGAAAUAAAAAAGGAAAAGAAAAAAAAGACGAUUAACAAAAAUAAAAAUAGCGACAAUUUGACCAAACUGGAGGAGGAACUGAGCAAGCUGAACGCCAUGUAUAACCUGGGCAAUGCAGACGAAGGAAGCGAAAUGAAUCACUCGGAAAAGAAAAAUGAUCGUGAUAGAGAGGCAAGCACAUAUGAAGACAUUAACGACGGUGUAGCCACCACGGAGCUAUACUCAUACAAUGCAGUCUCGAAAAAGGCAUUAAGAAAUAUAAAAAGGACACAGAGAAAAGAGAGGGAGGUUGAAAGGAUUGAGCAGUCGAGAAGCAAAAUAGGAGACCUUGAAUAUGAGGAAUUGGUUGAAUGCUUAAAGAGAGUAAAUAAAACCAUCUAUCCCAUCGCUCCUGAUGGGAACUGUCUGUACGAGUCGAUUCUACACCAACUGAGAGAGAGAGUAGGCGGAUUUAAAUAUAACCAAGAGGACCUUUUGAAUCUCCUAGGGGAGGAAAGAUUUUCACUGGAAGGUGUAAAUUUGAGGGACUACCAAAAGGGGGGUCCCUUUGACUUUGGCAUUUUCGCCCAUUUUGACCCGCAGGAUUUGAGCAGUGACGUCCUGCGAUUUAUAGCGGCCGUUUAUAUUUUGCAGAACGAGGAGCAGUUUGUGCACUUUGUGUGUGCGGAUGAGGGGGACGAGCCGGCUGCGGACACCUACUUCUGCUAUUGUGAGGCCAUUCUCAAGGGCGUUUACGGGAGCGAAAUCGAAAUCAAUGCCCUCUCGAGCAUCUUGAAGAAGAAAAUUACCGUUUACGACGUAAAUAUGAACAUUUCGUAUGGAGAGGAGCAUGAAACGGAGCUGUUCAUAUGCAUCCACCAUAAGCUGUAUGCAUUAGGGAAGCACUACAAUUCCGUCGUUGACAUGUGA
This is a messenger RNA of Plasmodium vivax (malaria parasite P. vivax), 1346 nucleotides long. RefSeq lists its product as hypothetical. The coding region runs from base 366 to 1346 and encodes 326 amino acids. The transcript is spliced from 5 exons. The record is from RefSeq and is a predicted model, not a curated record. Gene Ontology annotation, biological process: protein deubiquitination. Gene Ontology annotation, molecular function: cysteine-type deubiquitinase activity. Lineage: Eukaryota; Apicomplexa; Aconoidasida; Haemosporida; Plasmodiidae.